Messenger RNA from Bipolaris victoriae FI3, 1293 nucleotides. RefSeq lists its product as hypothetical. NCBI's taxonomy places the organism in Eukaryota, Fungi, Ascomycota, Dothideomycetes, Pleosporales, Pleosporaceae. The transcript has 4 exons. The record is from RefSeq and is a predicted model, not a curated record. The coding region runs from base 1 to 1293 and encodes 430 amino acids.
AUGAAACUUCGAAUGAUUCUCAUCUGCACUAUCUUGUUCAUGGUGACUGCCUUUGGUCAGUCCAUCAACAAUGAGCAGGUAGUAUCCGUCUCCAACGCCAGCCUCGAAGGCACACUUCUCGGCAGCUCAGUUAUUCAGGAUGGGCUGCCUGUCAAAUCGUCUGCUGCUAGACCUGGACCUUUCAAUCCUGCUUUGGGCGAGGACUAUGACCCCGAAGUAUUCGCCAGCAACCAGCUAUGGGAGGAACGUGUCACCAUAGGUAGUUACAUGUUUUGUCUCAUGAUGGCAUCAGACACAACGGCUGGAAUGCUCAUGGAAGAUGACCGAGAGCCGCCUUCAGCUUUUAGCGCAUGGGCGAUGCACGACAUAAAUCGCAUCUUGGGGUUGUGGGGCUGGUUUAACACCCCAACGGCCCAAGGUAGGGAAUGCGACUUCAGGUCGGUAGGAUUACAAUAUGCUUUUGAAGGGCUUGGCCUCAAUUAUGAGCCGAAGUACGAUGACGGAUUUCAACCUGCCAAUGGAGAGAAUGUCUGCUUCUCCAUUCUACAUUGGAACCGCCGCAGGGCUCUGCCUGACAAUCCGCGUCAACAACCGUUGCCUAUCAGGGAGCAGCUGUACAGGACCCCGCGAACAGUUUUGGCGUUACAAACAGGCGCAACCUAUGAAUUUGCUGUUAAUAUAAGGGAUGGCGCAAUCAUCGCAAGAACAACAAUGAGCCCAAGUGCUGCCGUGCGACACCCGUUUAGUUGGGGUCGGGAAGCGCGGCCUCAGGAACUCCCUGAACUACAACAUGUUACCGACAUCUACUGGGGAUUCUGGAAAAUGCAUAACCCCAAUGUCAGAAACUUUCGUGUCUAUGGCGUCCAAGAUGUCAUAGAAGACCACACUGUUCUCCUCGUGGCUCGCGCGCUGCGAAACAGGCGCAAAUUUGCUUUGGAGAUUUGGCCGGGCGUCAUAUUUGAGAAAGGUAGCGAAGAGUUCAUGGCAUUGAUCGGCUCUCCUAUUGGCAAAACUAUUGCCAGCUUUCUCAUCACCCACAAACCUUGGCUCGGCCUGAAAUAUAUCACGCACGUCAUAGUUGUUUGUGACGGAAACGAUCAAGACCGUUGCACAAGAGGUAUGGGUAAGAUGCACUUAUUCUUCACCAUCGAUGAUGUGCAUUUCGAGAAUGAACAAGGCAGUGAUCAGAGCGAUGGGAACGGAGAGACGGGCCAGGUUGAAAGCCAUGUCCUCCAAGUGAGGGAUGACGGGAAGCACGUUAUCCGGGAGCACAAGGUCACGGCGAAUCUCUAG